This is a messenger RNA of Gastrolobium bilobum, 312 nucleotides long. Its product is annotated as mitochondrial import inner membrane translocase subunit PAM16 like 2-like. The transcript is spliced from 3 exons. Gene Ontology annotation, biological process: protein import into mitochondrial matrix. Gene Ontology annotation, cellular component: TIM23 mitochondrial import inner membrane translocase complex. The record is from RefSeq and is a predicted model, not a curated record. The coding region runs from base 1 to 312 and encodes 103 amino acids. Lineage: Eukaryota; Viridiplantae; Streptophyta; Magnoliopsida; Fabales; Fabaceae.
AUGACGAUUCUUUCUCUCAGAAACUCCAUUUUGUUAAGGGGUGUCCACACAAAUGCCUCAAAAAAUGGUGUUGCUCAAGAGACAAUACAAAAUACUAUUCACAGAGUUGGCAAAUCGAUGACAGAGCAAGAGGCUAGGCAGACUCUUGGUGUUACUGAGAAAACUCCCUGGGAAGAGAUUGUGAAGAAAUAUGACCACUUGUUUGAGAAUAAUGCCAAGAAUGGGAGUUUUUACCUCCAGUCCAUAGUUCAUCAUGCCAAGGAUUGUCUAAAGUCUGUCCAUCAAAGAAAGAGACAGGGUAUCGCUAGUUGA